Molecule: messenger RNA, 3669 nt
Organism: Bacillus rossius redtenbacheri
Lineage: Eukaryota; Metazoa; Arthropoda; Insecta; Phasmatodea; Bacillidae
Product: aminopeptidase N
Exons: 17
Coding region: 119-2929 (936 amino acids)
Biological process (GO): proteolysis
Cellular component (GO): cytoplasm
Molecular function (GO): metallopeptidase activity; zinc ion binding
Source: RefSeq, a predicted model, not a curated record
GGCCGAGCGUGUCAGGACCUGCAGUCGCUCCGGACGGGCCAGUCGUCGCAGUCGGUCCGUCGCCACCGGAGACCCGAGUCCCGAGAGAGCCUUCGAGAGCAGCAGCAGAGCAGAGCAGAUGGAGUGGCGCGCAGCGGCCUGGCUGCUGCUGCUGGCGGCGGGCGCCUCCGCGGCCCACGUGACCCGGAGACGCAGCGUGGACCUGACGGAGGCCUGGGACCACGCGCAGGACGCGCGCCUGCCCCGCGAGGUGGUGCCCACGGGCUACCGCCUGCAGCUGCUGCCCGACCCGGGUACAGGGCGCUGGCGCGGCCGGGUCUGGAUCAACAUCACGUGCCUGGAGGGCACGGACACCGUCGUGCUGCACGCGCACGAGGACCUGGACCUGGCGCACUCGGACGUGGCCGUCAGGAGGUGCGACCCGGCGACCCCCGACGACGGCGUCACCAUCCACCACCCCAUGAACCACCGGGGGUCGGCGCCCUCCCACUCGGCCAUGACCAUCAGCAGCACCAAGAAGGAACCGGGCAAGCAGUGGUACGUCGUGGUGCUGUCCGAGAAGCUGAGGAAGGACGGCAACUACCAGCUGGAGAUGUCCUUCUCCGGGGACAUGGGCUCCGAGGACAGCCUGGGCCUGUUCCGGGGCAGCUACCAGGACCACCGCUCCAAGGAGCAGAGGUGGUUCGCGGCGACCAACAUGAGGCCCACGAACGCCCGGCGGGUGUUCCCGUGCUUCGACGAGCCGGCCUACAAGGUUCCUCUCGAGCUGAGCGUGGGCAGUCCGACCCAGUACUCGGUGCUGGCCAACUCGCCCGUCAGGGCCAUAGAGGACAUGGAAGAGCAGCCGGGCUGGCGGUGGCAUCACUUCCAGAAGACCCCGCCGCUGUCCACCUUCUCCGUCGGCUUCCUGGUGUCCGACAUGGAGCACGUGGUGGCCCAGCAGGGGGGCGAGGGGGCCACAGAGGUGCGCGUCUACGGGCGCCCGCACUUCCUGAGCCAGCUGAAGGAGGCGGCGGCCCUGGCGCCCAAGGUGCUCGGCUUCCUGCAGGGCUACCUGGGGCUGGACUACCCGGCGGCCAAGCUUGACCUGGUGGCUCUGCCCCACUUCCUGGCCUCCGACCCCGCCGACCACUGGGGGCUGGUGCUCUUCAAGGAGAGCGACCUGGUGGGGGAGAACAGCAUGUGGCACGUGACCCAGGAGCUGGCCGUGCAGUGGGUGGGCCACUACGCCACGCCUCACUGGUGGAACUACGCCCAGGUCAACAAGGCCAUGGCCAACUACCUGGUCAACGCCUUCACCAUGCAGGAGAAGAACCAGUACCUGUGGACCCAGGGCUACUACCUGUACUACGGCUACAGCAGUCGAUACGCCUUCCCCAACCUGGGCUCGGAGCUGGAGAACAUCAAGACAGGCAAAUGCACGUGGCUUCUUCGAAUGUUGAACUACACACUGACGGAGCGCACUUUCAGAAGUGGACUUAAGAAGUUCCUGGAAGACAGGCAGUACAAGACGUUCUCGCAGAAGGACGUGUGGGCAGCGCUGACCGCGCAGGGCCGCAGGGACGGCACGCUGCCCGAGGACCUGGACGUGGCGGAGGUGGCGCAGUCGUGGCUCGACAACGAGCGGGUGCCCGUCGUCACCGUGAACCGCAACUACGAGGACAACACGGCGGACGUCGAGCAGCACAUGUUUCUACGUGAGCGACCUCACGAUGUGCCGGACCGGGACAAGAUGCUGUGGUACAUCCCCAUCAUGUACCUGACUCCGGACAACCUGAACGUGUCAGCCAUCAGCCCCGUCGCCUGGAUGAAGAAACAGAAGGAGAUCACGGUGGCUGACUUGCCUGGGCCCGACCAAUUCAUCAUCGUCAACCCUGAGGAGAUAGGCAUGUUCAUGGUGAACUACGACAUGAACAACUGGGCGCUGAUCGCGGACGCCUUGCUGGGGCGCCAGCUGCCCGUGCCAGUGCGCGUCAAGCUACUCCACGACGCCUGGAACCUCGCAUACGCCGGAGAGCUCAACUUUGCGUCUGCACUCAAUGUCACCUUGUUCCUGAAGGGCGAGCGUGACCCGCGCGUGUGGGACAUUUUUUUCACCAUGAUCGACCAUGUGGGGCGCCAGAUCAGCGGCACGAAAGCCGAACUCAAGUUCGAGGAGUACUGUCGACGGCUGCUCAACUCACUGCUCAACUCGAUGGACGAGGACACCAAGUGGAGCAGAUUCGGCCACGUUACACGUCAGACGCUCAGUCGUAUCUCCUACCAGCCGUACAUCAGCACAGCACGCGACAUCUACCGCCAGUGGAUGGACUCUGCGGACCCCGACGCCGGAACCCCGGUGCGAGAGAAAUACUACUGUCCGGUCUUCGAGUGGGGCAGCGACGACGAGUGGGAGUUUGGCCUGCAGCGGGUCAUCCACUUCCCCGAGUCCAGGAAGAAGUCGGAGCGCUACUACCUGCUGAAGACGCUGGCAGGCUGCCCGCGUCAGCCCGAGAAGGUGCUGAGGCUGCUGAACAUCACGCUCGUGGAGGGAAACGGCAACUUCAGCGACGCUGACGUCCGGGUGAUCCUCAGCAUGCUGACGGGCAGCUCGCCCGGCUACACCACGCUGUUUAAGUUCCUCGUCCAGAACUGGGACAUCCUCAAGCAGAGGUACGCCAACAAGCCCCACAUGUGGGAGUACCUGAUCAGCUGCAGCACCGAGGCAUUCAACACCCAGGAGGGACUCGACAUGGUGUCGGAGCUGUACGUGGCGCGGCAGGGGGAGUUCGGGAGCGCGGACGCCAUCAUCGAGCGCUCGCUCAAGACCAUCAAGGAGGAGGCGCGCUGGAGCGAGGAGAACCUGCCCACCUUGGAGGCGUGGCUGGAGUGGGCACUGGCCGCUGAGGACGGCGGCCGUGCCGAGCGGGGCGCCUACCCCAUGGGAUAGCCCGCGCCACCUCGCGACGUUGCCCGGCGAUCCCUGGCGCACCCUGCUUCCGAUACAUCCCGGUUACACCACUGCAACGUUACCUGUACUCCUCGUGCUGUACUGAACCGCUCCUUCGUCAACUUGACGUGUCGUUUAUCAACGACACACAAACAUUUGCUUCCAACUGAAUUUUUUUUCUCCACCUCGUGGGUGAAGAUGACCGGAGAAAGGUUGGAUCCUACCUAAACGCCAUUUUGCCGCAGGGACAGCUGGGUACGACCUACACAACAAGCGAAAGUUAUAUUACCUCACAGUCAGAAUAUUGAAUUUUUUUUAUAUAAGACUGCUAAACAUUUGCUAGGCUUAGAUUUUUCACAAGUAGCAGCAUAGUGCAAGGCGGACAUAUUUAUUACGUAAACAUCAAAGAGUUAAUUAUGUAUGUGGUUUCAGCCUAUUCCUGAUGCCUUACAAAUAACUGUGUUGUGAAUAAAGAUUUUUAAAUAAACCUACUUGAACAAUAAUAUAAAAAAAACUUAAUAAUUUUUACAUUAAAGUGCUUGCUUUGAUAUAAAAGAGUUGACCAAAACAGAAAUCAGCGCAUGUUUCUAUGUUACGUUUGUCUUAUAAAUGGAAUGAGAUUAUGGAUAUUGUAUGAACAUGUUUUAUUAUAGUAAAAAUUAUAUAUGUUUUUCUAUAGUUUAAAAGCUAAAUAGAAAACUCAACUUGUAGUAUUCAAGAAAUAAAAAACAUCAGUUAAA